AGUUCAUUAUUGAAGCAGACGGUGAUUGAGUUACACUUAUUACAGUUUAAAGGUGUUUAUAAAUUUCUCAAUACUUAUUAAAGCAGUAAAUAUAUAAAUAUAAGAAGAAAAAAGAACAAUGGCUCGUACUAAGCAAACUGCACGUAAAUCUACCGGUGGAAAAGCACCACGCAAGCAACUUGCUACAAAGGCAGCUCGUAAAUCCGCCCCCUCAACUGGCGGCGUAAAGAAACCGCACCGUUAUCGCCCGGGAACAGUAGCCUUACGCGAAAUUCGUCGUUAUCAAAAAUCCACUGAAUUGCUUAUUAGAAAAUUGCCAUUUCAGCGCUUGGUUCGAGAAAUCGCUCAAGAUUUCAAAACUGAUUUGCGUUUCCAAUCAGCUGCCAUAGGUGCCUUACAGGAAGCAUCUGAGGCAUAUCUUGUCGGUCUUUUUGAAGACACUAACUUAUGCGCAAUUCAUGCCAAACGCGUAACUAUUAUGCCGAAGGACAUUCAAUUGGCUCGUCGAAUCAGAGGAGAGCGCGCUUAAGCUGCUAUACACUUCAUAAUCAACUUAUCAAUUUUCUUAAUGAUAUAAUAAAAAUUAAUAAAUAUGUAAUACACUUAAGAUUUCCCCCAAAACUCCAAUAACGGUAUUCUGUUUGCUUGCAGUUAUUGAUUAAAAAUACUUGUGUAGUAUUUCUAACAAAUAAGUAU
Messenger RNA from Bactrocera latifrons, 696 nucleotides. Its product is annotated as histone H3.3. Gene Ontology annotation, cellular component: nucleosome. NCBI's taxonomy places the organism in Eukaryota, Metazoa, Arthropoda, Insecta, Diptera, Tephritidae. The transcript is spliced from 3 exons. Gene Ontology annotation, molecular function: structural constituent of chromatin; protein heterodimerization activity; DNA binding. The record is from RefSeq and is a predicted model, not a curated record. Bases 119 to 529 code for a protein of 136 amino acids.